Nelumbo nucifera (sacred lotus) is the source of this 387-nucleotide messenger RNA. The record is from RefSeq and is a predicted model, not a curated record. NCBI's taxonomy places the organism in Eukaryota, Viridiplantae, Streptophyta, Magnoliopsida, Proteales, Nelumbonaceae.
AUGGCACUCCGGCUGUCCCUGGUCCUUCUCGUCCUGGUUCUGGCUUUGGUGGCCGAGUGUUCAUCCGCCGAUUCCUACUGGGAUCUCAACCAUUCCAGUGGCAGUGCGCGUGGGGAUGGUCUAUUCGCCGCCCCGAGGACUACAUGCAAUGGCCGGGUUGGCGACUGCAUUGACGAGUCGGAGGAGAUGAUGGAUCCCUCCGGCCACAAACGUGGACGACAACUCUUCAAAACCAACAAGUUCAUUAGCUACGAGGCUUUGAAGAAGAACAAGGUCCCAUGCCCACGUCCCGGAGAUUCCUACUACAACUGUAGGAAAAGCAAGACAGUUAAUCCUUACAGGCGUGGUUGCAGCGUCAUCACAUACUGCCAGAGGAUCAUUAUAUAA